Molecule: messenger RNA, 2287 nt
Organism: Micropterus salmoides (largemouth bass)
Lineage: Eukaryota; Metazoa; Chordata; Actinopteri; Centrarchiformes; Centrarchidae
Product: E3 ubiquitin-protein ligase TRIM39-like
Exons: 10
Coding region: 86-1858 (590 amino acids)
Molecular function (GO): zinc ion binding; protein binding
Source: RefSeq, a predicted model, not a curated record
GGACCAGAUUUACCAGGUAGAUCCCUGAACAGAGUGACUAAUCCCACAGCCAAUAAGGUGUGACGUUGAGGAGUAUUUAAACUGAAUGCACUCUACAAUCUGCAUAUGUGCUGUAUCCGUUAGGACAAGCAGGACACUCGACAUGACAACACAAACAGCCCGAAACACAGCCUCGGUGCCAUCUGAUGUGCAGUUCAGGUGCUGCAUCUGUCUGGACACUUACAACAAUCCUGUCUCCAUCCCAUGUGGACACAACUUUUGCCUGGACUGCAUCGAAGGCUUCUGGGAUACGAAGGACAUUUCGGAGUGUCCGCUGUGCAAAGAGACAUUCAGAAAACGUCCAGAACUUAGGAUCAAUCAUGGGUUUGCUGAAAUCAUUGAAAUCUUUAAAAGGUCAAUGAUGUCCACAAAAACACAACAAGAGGAUGUCGACUUUGUCCAAUAUUCCCCAGACCAACUUGUCGAAGCUGAGGAAGUUCCCUGUAACAUUUGCCACGGAGACAAGUCAACAUCGGUCAAGUCGUGCCUCGUGUGCCAGGUGUCUUACUGUGAGCUUCACCUCACACCACACCUGAGGGAACCAGCCCUGCAGAGACAUCGGCUGACGGAUCCGGCCAUCUUCCCCACCAGUCACCUCUGCAGGAAACACAACAAGCGACUGACGAUGUUCUGCAAGAAAGACCAGACACCUGUGUGUGUCAGAUGCACAGAGAGCCACCAUAAACACCAUGAGACUGUCCCCAUGGAGAAGGAGAGCGAGAGCAUCAAGUUACAUUUGAAUGAUACAAAGGACAACAUUCAACAGAUGAUCCACAACAGACUAAGAAAAAUGGACCAGAUUAAAAAUUCAGUUCAUCUCAGCAGAAAAAUCACAGAGAGAGAGAUUCAGAGCAGCGCUGAGGUCUGCAAUCUGCUUAUGACAACCAUUAAGAUACAACAGGCUGAGCUGGUCAAAGAGCUCCAGGAGAGGCAGAAAGAAGCUGAGAGGAGAGCCGUGGAGCUGCUCGACGAGCUGGAGCAGGAAAUCAUCAAACUGCAGACGAGAAGCAGCGAGCUCCAGCACCUGGAGCUCAUUCAGCACCCUCUUCACCUCCUACAGAGUUUCUCAUCUCUAAGUAAACUCCCAACUAAUAAAGAGUGGUCUGAGGUGGCAGUCCACUCAGAUAACUGCUUGGGGGCAGUAAGGAGAGCCGUCUCUACGCUGGUGGUCGUCUGCCAGGAACUUGGGAACAAACUAUCUGCAGAGGAAGCAGGCAGAAUGGAUCAAUAUGCAUUUGAUGUCACUCUGGAUCCUGAGACUGCUUCAGGCUGGUUGGUCCUGUCUCCAGACAGAAAGAAGGUGAGCGUCAGCAGACAGAGAGCCUCACUCUCAGACAAUCCUCAGCGAUUUGACACCUGCGUCUGCGUUUUGGGGAAACAAAGCUUCACAUCUGGAAGACGCUACUGGGUGGUUCAGGUUGGAGAUAAAACCGACUGGGAUCUUGGCGUGGCAAGAAAGUCCAUCAACAGGAAGGGAACCAUCACUGUUCGUCCCGACAGCGGUUACUGGGCGAUCUGCCGGCGAAAAGGUGGCAGUCUCAGUGCCUGCACCCGGCCCUCCGUCACACUCCAACCCCAGGAAACCCCGCAGAAAGUGGGUAUCUUCGUGGACUACGAGGAAGGGUUGGUGUCUUUCUAUGACGCGGAUGCAAAGACUCUUAUUUACACUUACAGCGAUUGUCAUUUCUCUGAGCCUCUCUACCCAUACUUCAACCCCUGUGUGCAAGAUAAUGGGAAGAACACCACCCCGCUGAUAAUCUGUUCUCUUGAGAGAAGGAUCGGGGAAGGACAGGUCAUGACUGUUGAGUCAGAUGUGUGAUGUGUCAUUAGAAAGCAUGAUGUUAACUAAUGUUGAAAACAGAUAUUUUAGGGGUUUUUUUAGAAGAAGAACAUUUAUGAACCUAUUUUGGUUUGCACACAUUUAUUAUACUGUAGCAGUAUCUGACAUUGGACUGCAACAGGCUGAAAUUCACAAGUUUAUUUCUGUUUAUAAAAACUCAGCAAUACUAAAAGGAAUACAUGAUGUUUAUUCUGUGGGAAUAGUUUUCUUAAAAACUGUUUUUUACUGUUUAAUAUUCAUGAUGGAUCAUAAUGAAUCUUCACAAAAUACACCUGUCCUAUUUCUGUGUAUUUAAAGAUAUAUAAGAUGCUUGUGGAAGCACUGCAAAACUUUAUUUCAAAGCCUUUAUAGGCAUAAUAUGAUGCAAGUUGUGAAACUGAAAAUUAAAAUUUUUAAAUAUAGAAACUG